Molecule: messenger RNA, 1693 nt
Organism: Alosa sapidissima (American shad)
Lineage: Eukaryota; Metazoa; Chordata; Actinopteri; Clupeiformes; Clupeidae
Product: amine sulfotransferase-like
Exons: 6
Coding region: 43-735 (230 amino acids)
Biological process (GO): sulfation
Cellular component (GO): cytoplasm
Molecular function (GO): sulfotransferase activity
Source: RefSeq, a predicted model, not a curated record
AAGCAGGAUGGAGCAGUUUUCUUCGGCACAGGAACCAUAUGGAUGCAACAGAUCAUCCUCCUCAUCGAGUCGAAGGGCAAAGUCAAGGCAUCCUCAGGUCAGUCAAACUCUGAGCGCAUGCCCUGGAUCGAGGUGCAGGGGAGCGAGAUGGCAUUUGUCGGGGCUCCUCUGUCUUCUCCUCGCCUGCGCGUGACGCACCUGCCAUACGAGCUCAUCACAACCGGCCUCAGGCAGAAGAGGGCCAAGAUCAUUUAUGUGGCGAGGAAUCCAAAAGACGUCCUGGUGUCAUAUUACCACUUCCACCACUGUGCAGCAAUGCUGGAGACUCCUAAGGACUUCAGUGACUUCUUUGAAAGGUUUUUGGAUGGAAGAGUGUAUGGCAAUACUUGGUUUGAGCACAUCAAAACCUAUUACUCACACAGGGAUGACAUGAAAAUCUUGUAUGUAACAUAUGAGGACAUGAUUCAGAGAGCUCACCGACAGCCAGAUGCUGACGUGGUGGAGCAUGCCAAGUUCCACAACAUGAUGCAGAACCCGUGCGCUAACUACAGACAGAUACCUGAUACAGUCAUUAACCAGAAGAGGGGAUCAUUCAUGAGGAAAGGGACGAUUGGCGAUUGGAAAAACCUGUUCAGUGUUGCCCAGAGUGAGCGAUUUGAUAAGGUGUUUCAGGAGAAGAUGAGGGCGUCCCCCUUUCAUUUAAAUGGGACAUGUCCGAGGUCAUGCCAGAAGUGAUGACCUCAGGCCCUGUGGACAUGCAUUACAAUGAGGAGUUUGAAGAUCUCUGAAAUGUAAAAAUUCCUUUUGGGUGUGAACAGGACAGGCACAACAUAUAUGACAUAAUUGUUGUAUUUGUCUACCUGUUCUUAUAGGCACCAUGUUUAUAGCACCAAUGUCACUAAGUAGGUGUGAUAAUUUUAUAUACGCAAUAUCUGAUUUUUUGCAGUAUGACAUGAUCAGUGGUAAUCACAGCUGUUAUUAAAUCAAAACUAACAAUUCAAGUAUUGUUAACCUAGCAGUUGCAGCUCUUGUAAUAUUCUGUGGUUUUAGACAAACACCUGUCAUUCAACUGCUGACUACAUCACUAUUGCAUGAGACUUUACAAUCAUAAGAAUUAGAAUUGUGAUUUAACAGGCAUCUGGAUCAUUGGAGCAUUAUGUUUAUUAUUCAUUAUUAAUCAUUUGAUCUGCUCUGAUGACUUUUGCUAUCUAUCGGAUGUAAAGUAGGCUACAUAAUGGGUUUUUUUCUCCUGGCAACUGGCAUCUGCCCUCUGUUGGUGAUGUUGUAGCACUGUAACAUCAGUAUCACAAGUAGCAUUAUUCAGCCAGAGGUCUUAACAUUCUGUACCUAGCCCACUGAGGACACUAACGCACAACCCUGAUCACACUGAACAGGAUGACCUGAUCAGCCCUGGCAGAAGCAACAUCUUGUGAUGCCUUCAAUGGCCUUACAGGGUCUCUCUAGAGAAUGAAUUUACUGUACUGCUCAAGCUACCAUGGAUAACAUUGCUUUGGGCAUUAUCUAUGAUGCACAUGCUAUUAGAGUGGGCAUUCUGAUGCAUUUAUAUUUUGUAAUUGGUUUUCUAUUCAGUUUAUUUCUGUUUAGAUCCACGAUAAAGCUACCCUGGAAAUCCAGAGUUCUCGCGAGAGCACAAUGGAAUUGUCUCUGCGAGACACUCUGGCAAGGAGCAAUG